GACCGACGGUGCAGAUGACCUAAUCCAACUGAAAAACAGUCCACUCAUCCGGAGGACGGCCGAUCAUCCUUCGCGGCAAAAUCUCCCGAUCAUAUCCUUCCAAGACGACGUUGAUCGUCUUCCCAUCUCCCUCUCCAAACUCCUGCCAUCUACUUUUCCUCCUUUUUACCAUUAUACCCUUCUCCCAAUCUCAGCCUACCAUAAAAGCCAACUCCCAACUCCCAUCCCUUUUCUCAUUUCUCACUCCCUUUUCACUACUCAAAACAUGCCUCCUCGACCCUCUCCGAAAAAGCUCCCCACCAAAACCCCCUCCAAAAAAACCCUAGAUUCCAAAAACCCUCCAAAUACCGCUACCCAGACCCCAAACCCUCGCAAAUCCGAUCCGCCCACUGCUACAAACAUCGAAUCGGCCGAAAACGCUGUCGAGACCGUCUCCACCGAUGCCAGAGAGAAAUCAGAGCCUGGCGUAGUCAGGGAAGAGAUUGGCGGUGAAGAAAAUGAAGGCAGAGGUGAGGGAGAAAGAGAGGAAUCUGAGCGCAUUCGACAAGCACAGGUGCCUGUAAAUGAAAGGAGGAAACAGAAAGAGUAUCGACAAGUGCAGGUGCCUGUUAAUGAAAGGAGGAAACCGAAAGAGUAUGAGGUUUUUGUAGGAGGACUUGAUAGAGAUGCUGUGGAGGAAGACUUGGAGAAGGUAUUUAAGAAGUUUGGAGAGAUUGUAGAAGUGAGACUGGUGAAGAGGCCGUAUUCACAGAAGAACAAGGGGUUUGCUUUUGUGAGGUUUGCGACCGUCGAGCAGGCUAAGAAGGCUGCUGCUGUCAGAUUCACCAAGGUGAAAGGUAAGCUCUGUGAAGUAACAAGAAACAAUGACAAUGAAACACUCCAUCUGCGGAACAUAUGCACAACUUGGACUCAAGAUGAGCUUGUGGAAAAACUGAAAGUUUAUGAGUUAGAGAACCUUGAGGAGGUUCAUCUGAUUGAUGACCCUAACAAUAGAGGAAAGAACAGAGGCUAUGCUUUUCUUGGUUUCAGCACUCAUAUGGAUGCUGUCACUGCAUGUACUAAGCUACAAAAAAGAGGCAUCUUCUUUGGUACAGAUACAAGAGCAGAGGUUGCGUUUGCUAAAUCUGCUGUUGAGCCAGACGAGGAGGUUAUGGCACAGGUGAGAUCUGUUUUCCUUGAUGGUUUACCGACUACCUGGGAUGAAGAGUAUGUGCGGGAACAGUUCAAGAAGUAUGGAGAAAUUGAAAAGGUGGAGCUUGCUCGCAAUAUGCCUACCGCCAAGCGGAAGGACUUCGGCUUUAUAUGCUUCCAAACUCGGGAAGCUGCAUUGGCUUGCAUUGAUGAGGUCAAUAAAGGCUGCAUUGUUGACGAAACGGAAAAUGUAGUAUUGAAGGCUACCCUACGGAAGCCUUUGAUGAAACGGACACUACCAACAAUGGGUGGUCGGAGAGGAGGUUUCAUUGGUAAAAGCCAGGGUGGGAGGCUGCUGCGGCCGUAUGGAAUUGGACACUCCUACUCUGGUAGGCCAAGCAGAACCCAAGAAUUAAUGGGCAGAGAUCACACUACUAGAUUCAGCGGCCUUGAUCGUUAUUCAGCCAGAGAGGAUUAUUCAGCCAGAGAAGAUGAAUUUAGAUCAUUAUCGCCUCCUAUAGAGAAAUAUGCUCGGGACAGGAAGGAAGUUGUAAGAAGGGCACCUGCUCCAACAGCAACUGACAGAAGAGUGAGAGAUCUGUAUUUGGAGGGCAGUUCAUCAGGUAGACGUUCAUUGGGGGAAUACAGGGAAAUUUCAGCUUCCUAUUCACAAUAUUCUUCUCACGAGCUAUAUGAUGAUGAUGAUUAUGGUUCUCAAUAUGAGUAUUAUGAGGAUUACGAUUAUCCCGUUUCCUCUGGAUCAAAACGACCAUACUCCGCACUUGAUGAUGACGACGACCUGGUGGUGUAUAGCUAUCGUACUAGGCGUGCUAGAAGGGGAUCUGAUUUGGAGAUAGAUGAUUAUCCACAACACAGUGCUUCUACAUAUGAUGAUUAUUCAUGGGUUUUACCAGAUGACCACUUCGAUCACAACAGGGCAGGAUAUGCAAAUGAAACUUACGGAAGACGGCACAUGUCUGGAAGUAGCACCUCUAGAUCAUACUACUAAAUUGUGGGCCCAUGAUGGAAUUGAAAAAGAUGUAGUAAAGUGCCACAUCGAUCCAUUAAGGUCUUCCUUAUUAAAGAGGAGUGUUUCCAGUGUAAAUGAAAUGGAGAACUUGGAUUGAUUUGUUCAAAACAUUGUCAGUGAUGCUCAGAUUAGCUGGAUUUCUACCACUUAUAGAAAGACACGUAACCGCCAUCUAGCUUGAAGCGCUCCCCUGCUGAAGUCAUAGCAGCAUUAGACAUCCAAAUAGUGAUGUCUUCAAAAAAUGGGGGGAAGAAAAAGGAAACAAGGAAGAAAGGGAGUUGGUUUUGAGUCAGCAUUUCCACCUACGGUAAGAAAUUUCUUAAAUCAGUCUCAGCUUUUCGGCAUAUUGAAUUUCUGUCUGAAAUUUAAAGAACCUGGCGAUUACUCGGUUACUUGAAGUUGUUUUGUAAGAGUUAAAACUUGUUAAUGGUGAGGCAUGACAUUUAAUUGUUUUA
Messenger RNA from Magnolia sinica, 2616 nucleotides. RefSeq names its product heterogeneous nuclear ribonucleoprotein Q-like. The coding region runs from base 266 to 2140 and encodes 624 amino acids. Gene Ontology annotation, cellular component: nucleus. Lineage: Eukaryota; Viridiplantae; Streptophyta; Magnoliopsida; Magnoliales; Magnoliaceae. The record is from RefSeq and is a predicted model, not a curated record. Gene Ontology annotation, molecular function: mRNA binding. The transcript is spliced from 10 exons.